UCAUUUGGAUGCUUUAAUAUGAUCAGUUUAGAUUUAUAUAAAGUUUAUUAUGCGUAGGAAAAAUAUAUUUGUGCGUUGUAUAGGUAUAAUAGCUCGCAAGUUUAGAGCGAUUCAAGAAGUAUGGAUACUGCCUUGGUGGGGAAGUGGAGGGUGGGCAACAGCUCCUCUUUGGGCCCUCGACGCGUUCGUGCUAGUUAUAAAGAUAUGUUCUACAUGUGCUAUGGCUGUUUUCAGAGUUUUAAUACCGCCUGCUAUGAAGAGUCUGUAUGGAGAAACUGUAUUGAUAACUGGCGCAGGCGCAGGGAUAGGAAGAGAGUUAGCAAUUCAAUUUGCAGAGUUGGGGGCCACAGUUGUUUGCUGGGAUAUUGAUGCCAGACGCAACAACGCCGUCGUUAAUGAAAUAAGGAAGAAAGAUGGAGAUUGCUUCGGCUACACAAUAGAUGUAACGGUCAGAGAACAAGUGUUGUCACUAGCAGCUCGUAUGCGACAGGAACUAACGGAUAUUUCCAUCGUAGUCAGCAACGCAGGCGCCUUGACUUGCGCACCGUUGGCAAAUCUACGAACGGACUCAGUUGCUAGACUUGUUGAGGUGAAUCUACUGGCACACUUUUGGGUAAUUAAAGCGUUCUUGCCAAAUAUGAUAGAGCGCCGGCAGGGGCACAUAGUGGCGAUCAACUCUAGCGCUGGUCUGAUGCCGUGUUCCGAUAUGGUGCCUUACUGCGCAGCGAAAUUUGGACUCAGAGGUUUGAUGGACUCGAUGAGUGAAGAGCUCCGUUUAGACACUUGGACAAAGAACAUUAAUACAACAUCAGUUUACUUGGCAUCUGUCUCCACUGGUCUUUACCCGCCGCCUACCCACCGUUUUAUCUCGUGGUAUUCAGAGAUCACGGCGAGAGAGGCCGCGAGGAAAAUAAUAGAAGGUAUUCGCAAAAACAAGAGGUGUAUCUGCAUACCUUCAUUGAUGAUGUCUCUCAUAGACCUUAAUAACCUUAUGCCUUACAGAAUAAGGAUCAUUUUUACCGAUUUCUUCAAUUUUGGACACAGAGGCUGGUUUUGUUUCUGCUAAAAUACUAUUUUCGCAAGUUCUUAGAAAAUGUUUCUUUUUUUAUUGGAUCUCAAUAUUUUCGGAAUUCUAUUUUAGAGAUAUUUAGCGGUAAUGGAACUAUUCUGCCUUAUUAUCUUUACAU
Pararge aegeria (speckled wood butterfly) is the source of this 1187-nucleotide messenger RNA. Its product is annotated as 17-beta-hydroxysteroid dehydrogenase 13-like. Gene Ontology annotation, cellular component: lipid droplet. Bases 50 to 1066 code for a protein of 338 amino acids. NCBI's taxonomy places the organism in Eukaryota, Metazoa, Arthropoda, Insecta, Lepidoptera, Nymphalidae. The record is from RefSeq and is a predicted model, not a curated record. Gene Ontology annotation, molecular function: oxidoreductase activity, acting on the CH-OH group of donors, NAD or NADP as acceptor. The transcript has 6 exons.